AUGUGGGAAAGGGUAUCCAUUUUGGUGAAUGCAUUGGUGAUGUGCGUGCAAAAUGACUAAAUGCCGGAUUUUAUCCAGAGUGAAAGUAGCCGAUGACGAUCUCCCUUCGUCCAGUAUUUUUUCCUGGUUGAAGGUUUAACAAGGAAAUGUGAUUUAGCCCCAUACCAGUAGUGUUAGCCAUGGAGACGUCCGGGAUAGAUGUGUUGGUGGAGGAAUUGCCUUGGGAACUACUAACUGAUGGCAUCCUACUGGUGAUCAUGUCCUUCCUCGAUGCCAAAAGUCUCAUGUCUGCUGCGAAAACAUGCAAGCACUGGUACCGAGUGGCACAUGAUAACUCGUUAUGGAAGGAUUUGGUGGUGAAAAAGGUAUCGUCCAAAGAUUUGCAGUCUAAUCAAGGCCUUGCUAAAGCUGAGGAAGAGUUCAGAAAAGGGGAUCGAGUGAGCACCUGGAAGGACGAGUAUGUGAGGAUGGAGGAUGAGUCACCUCUUAUCCUUAGUGAAACUUUAGAAGGACACACAGAUGAGAUUUAUCAUAUUAAUUUCUCAUCCAGCGGAAAUCUUUUCUCCACCACCGGCCGGGAUGCCUCAGUGAGGGUUUGGAAGUUUGGUUACCCGUGUACCCUGUAUGCUGAGAACACAGACCUGGACUCCAUUUUGGUUUACACACGAUUUUCUGAUUUUAACCAAUCGGAGACACUCCUGUUAGUGGCUGGAAUCGCGAGCUACAUAAUGGGGGCAGAUAGCUGUACCCUUAUACUCUCAUUAAAAGGUUUAGAGAUUCUGUAUGCUGUGUCGGGAUCUAAUGCAAACUUCCGUGGCUGCUGGCUGGAUGAUACAUCAUUUCUUAACGGGACCCACAUAUUUACACCUUCUGGGCAAAGACGCUUCCUCAUAAAAAAGCACACAGUGACGCAGGAACGCAGGAAGUCAGAUCAGAAAAUACAAACACUGAUAGCAAAAAUGGAUUCAAAAGGACAACACAUUAUGAUGCUUCAUCCGUACUGUAGAAACAAUGAUUUUGCUAGAAUUGUCUAUCUGCCUACACGCUGCCUUCCACCAUCCAUGACGACUUCCCCGAUGGGGCCUUCCCCGAUGGGGCCUUUAAGUGAACACUUUGAAUAUAUUGACUCAGAACAACCGGACGAUAAAAGUGAAGCAACAACUACAAAAUCGGGGAACGUAGAGGGUCAGCCAAGUUCUAGUCAAGGUUCUUUGGCUAGUUGUUCUGCCCAUGAAGAUGUGUCGCCUGUUUUGAUUUUGGCAAACAAUACUGAAGAAUAUCCAUCGACUGGCUUUCUUAGUUUUUACAGAGUCCCUGAAACAGCAGAGCAAAGUCUUGAGGCAUGUAAAAACUUCAGCAGUGCAGAUGCAGAUUGCCCAGGAGGUCUAGUGGGAAUGCGUCUGUCGUCUGACAAUCGAUACAUAGCCUUUAACUACCGAAGCUGUACGAUGGAGGACGGAGAGUAUGACCAUGGUUGUUACGUUAAAAACAUUGACCUUAAAGUGUAUGAUCUCCACAAAAUGUGUUUUACUGACAUCGUCUACAAGGGUCACUCAGCCACUUCGGAGGAUCAUUUGAGUUAUAUAUUCCCAACUGUCUCCGACCACUACAUAGCCAGUGGAAGUGAAGUAGAGAAGGGAUUUUUGUGGGAUCGACAUUUUGGCAACAUUCUCGGAGAACUAGAACAUGCAGCACAACCAGGGAACGGAGGUGUGAAUGCUACCGUUUUUCAUCCUUAUUCAGAGGAAGUUCUCAUCUCCCUCGGCGACGACAGGAAAAUAAAAGUGUGGCGGUCAAAGAGACUCCUAAGGGAGCUUGGACACAGUGAUACAUCCAUCAGUGUAUUCAACCAGAUCCACCAGAAAAGCACAGAUCAGUACAAAUAUAAAGGGAAACCAACAUCUAAGGACAGUUCACCGGAGUUUGAUAAAGGCAUGGACCAACCAGAUGGUCACCUUGAUGACGAGGUCGUGACCUGUUGUGUGAUGAAGAAGAAAUCACGGAAGUUAAAGAAGUAUUCCUAACCUUUCUGUGUGCUUCAUUAUAAUUGGUUGAUCUUCCAGCAUACAGCCUCCUGUGUGAUGUAUAUGUGGCGUGUGUUUUUGGUUAACAGCUGGUUAAAGAAUAUGAAACUAUAUUCAUCUGGAAAUAAGCUCAUCAUCCAUGAUAACUGCAGUUCAAAAGAUAACAAGCUCAUCCCACAGCUAGCUAGAGCUAUCGCGACGGAGUCAGAUGUGACACCAGACCUCUUGGACCGGGACCCCACGCAUGGUUAGGUGUGUCACCAGACCUCUUCUACUGGUGACCCAUGGUGGUUCUUUUCAACUUAAGGAUCUUGUGAUAACGAUUGAAAGGAUAAACGAAAAUCACAUCAAAGCAGGUUACAUUGAUAGAAGUUCUUGGUAACUCAUUGGAAUUAAUCACAACAGCUAAUGGGUCCUGGCUUGUAAAUUUAUUAGGAAGUCAGCUGUUUUCACUCUUUGAUAAGGCUUCUUCAGGACAUAAUACAACAAUUUCUAACCCGAAGUACAUAAAAUGACCUUUAACUUGUUCUUUUAUGACGUCUCUACGACCGGUGUCUUAUAAAAGAGGCGAAAUUCUCACUGCUUAACUGUUGUUUACAAUUAAACAUCAAAGUAUUUAUAUAUUAUAUAGAAUCAAUGUUAGUAUUAUAAUUCCUCUUUUAUACAGUUCUUUACUGUCCAAACCACAGUUGUGUCAUGUGUGGAUAAUUGUGUUUUGAAAGUUGAUGUCCAUGUUGCUAAUUCAAAGGUACAUAUAAUUGCAUUGCAGUAUAUGAGUUCAUGGCUUCACAGAAGGAGGUAUGCGUCUCUCUAGAAUUUGGCACCGUGAGAUACGUCCGUCUUAUAAUGACGCCUUUCCUUGGGUAAUUCAUGCAGGAAAUAGUGAAGUUUGAAGCAUUUUAAAUUCCAUUGCAGUAACUAGUGUGUCCAAUCAUAUACAGAUGAUUUCUUGUGCGAGAUGAACUUAUGUUGGCGUACAUGGAGUGAUGGUUCCAUGUUCUCUGAUUCUGUGAUUCAUGUAAAUCUCUGUUUCUGUAAGAAUUUCCAUCAUGUGGAUUUAUUGGUUUGUAGUUUGGGUUGGUACUUAUGCAGUCUCUUUGUCAGGCUUUAAUUACUUUACAUAAACAAUAAAACAUUGUUUUAUUACAUAGAUUAUGCAGAUGGAAAAUAAAUUUCAAGAAAACUUGAAAUAAACUGAAAAGUUACAUUAAGAGCAAUGUGAUUUAAAGAGGAAAAUUAAUUCCAUGGAGAGACAUUACUUUAUUAUCUAUUAAAUAACCUGUCAAUUGUGUAGACUUGGUGUCGUUUUGAUAAUCAAUUGCAUUUAUUUUACUGUAUUUACACUUGCUCUACAUCCUUCCAUUGCAAUACACGCACACACACGCGUGCGCACACACGCACACACACACGCGCGCGCACACUCACAGGUAGUGUACCCUGUGUGAUAACACUGCGACUUAUAAUCCUUCUGUCUGUGUAGAAUAUCUGUGAUUCUCUGUUAAUGCAAUGUUUAUUUGUUUUGUUUUUACACGACAUACAAUGUUGUAAAUAUAGCUACUCUUAUUUCCUUUACCAGUAAAACUGGGGAUACUAUAGAUUUCCUCUCCGUCCGUCUUGUAUGUAUGUAACUUCAAAGUUUGUCAGUGCUCUAUCUUCACACAAUGAUAAAUUACCAUAAUAUCUUGGAUAAUUCAAUUUCGAGUUUCAGGUUUUUUGGGGUCAAGGUCACUUACUAUUUUCAGCAGGGGCUGGUAAGGAAUAUAACCAGGGUAUGCUUGCAAUUGAGGAUUGACACAUUUGGUGCUGGUUUUUCUGCCUCAUUUUGAGAAUGUAACAUAUUUCCUGGAUUUGACUAGGGGUUGUUCCUAAAUUAUGCAUGUGGUCGGAAUGGGAGGUGUUUUUCAGAGACCAACCCACUUAUCAAAUAUUAAACAUUGAUUAAGUAAUACUAGACAAAUAUGGGGCUUUACUUCCACCAUAUAUCAAGUUUUGAUACAAGUUUCUCCCAUCCCCCCAGGCUCCAAUACAGAUAAUUCUGGCAUAACACUUAGAUAUACAGGUGUUGAUCGUCAAUACACAGAAAACUCCAAAUAGAACGUUUUGUAUUGGCUUGUUUCUUUGUUGAUUGUUUUCCUAUCUUAUCCUUGUUUUAUUGAGAUAGAAUUCGUUUCUUUACUCUCUUGUUAAAGUUAAAUGGUUAAAAUGGUUAUCAGAUUCGACUGUGAUGUAUGACAGAUUUAUUAAGCUUGAAGCACAGGGAUCUGCCACAAACCAAACCCAGUAUUUAUUUUAUAUCAGGACAAGAAAAAAUCAAGGUCUGAGUGAUGGUUGCGGGUCAGUAGAUUUGAUUUUUUUUGGAAAGUAAAUAUUGGCGACUACUUGUCCAAUUGGGAGGUGCAAAUUAUGUCAUAUUUUGUUUUCCUUCGAGUAAUUCAAUAUACUAUUAAUUCAAUUUAAUGGGACAGGUCUCUUCAUUGGGCCAGUACUUUUGAACCAAAACUUGCCUGAGGAUCGAUGAGGCUGAAAUAUUGUUUUGGAUUGGUGACAUGGGUUGGGUGUUGGUGACAGGUCUCUGUGACCUUAAGGUUUCUUGUGUUAAUCAAAGUGAAUGUUUAAUAUGUAAAUGUGAUAUUUUUGGUCAACCAACAUCAGGUGGUGGGCUAUGCAAAUCUAUUUCUCAGAAAGUUCUUCUUAGAUCUUUCUCGAAUUUUAUGAUUUAUGUCUGUUCCUCAUGGUUUUUAGUUGUGCAUAUUUAAUUUAGAGACUGCAUGGUAGACAAAAUGGCCAACAAAUAACCAUUUUGGAUUUUGUUAUCGCUAAUUUUCUCAGAAAUUCUUUAUGGGUCUUUCUCAGAUUUCAUAUGUCGGAUCCUGUUGGUCUCUAGUUGUGACCGCAGUUUUUAUAGUGAUUGGAAAGACAAAAGGACUGAUUUGUUAUGAAAUAUUUCUAAACGUAUUUUUCAAACUAUCACCCUUUCUUUCUUACAUAAAUAUUUCUUAGUAAUUGAUGUUUGUCUACUAGUUCUAUUGUGAGAUAAAACAGAUAUAGGUUUACUUUGGUCCUGAUUUUGUACUUGCUCAAUUUUGAGACGGAUCAGAAAAACAUCCAAUAGCUAAUUUCUGUACAUACAGCCAUUUUGGAUGUUAACAGUUGAGAUUUUUUAUUGCUAUUAACGAAAGUUCUUCUCUUUUUUCUUAGAUUUCAUACAUGUACGUAGGCUCCCCUUGUUAUCAAAUGAAUAAUAGGGAAAGAAGAAAAAAGGGAAAAGUAGAGGAAAGAUCAGUCUUACAUAGACCCAAUCAUUAUCACAUUCAAUGGCGGUAAGAAGAUCCCUCGGAGAUUUCUUGUUGUUGAUCAUAAUCAUAUUUAUACAGGUUAUAUAACUGUUGUGUUUGUAUUAUACGAAGGAGUGCUCCUCGUUUACAAGGUCAAUCAGUCAUUCUGAAUUACCACAAGGGAGAUCAUUGACAAAUUUAAGGGAGUUCAAGGUCAUUGUAAAUGUGACUUGUUUUUAUUUUAAUUUAUUUUUUGGUGCCAGUAACGUAGUUGAUGAUAUUAAGUGCUAAACAAGAAAAAUCAGGGUACAAGUAUCAUUCUGUUUUGUGACAUACCCAGGUAGACAAAUUCAGAGGAAUGUUUUGAACUUGGUUGAAAAUCUUUAUAUAUACAGUGUAUAUGUUUGAACUAACAGGAAGAAAUUGUAUUUCAUCUUUCUGUGUAGUGAACUUUGGAUAAUUUCUAACAAGCUAUUUCAUCAUGUUACCAUUUUGGUGGGAACAAGAAGGUAAUUUUCAUGGUUCACAAUUCUUGAAAGUGACAAUUGCAGAUCAAAACUACUCAGGAAUUACUUUCAUAACCUGAACUUGACAAAGUCCAAGGAAUAUUUCUUGAUGACUACAAUGGCAUGUAGGAAAUUCCUGAACAGUCUCUGAUUAGAAAGCUUAAGUUCUGUGCAUUUAUGUUAAAAGGCUGGUAAGGCUUUGUUCUACAGAAGAAUGUUAAAUAUCAUGAUAUGAAAAAAUAAUUUAUUUUCCUGUUUAGAAACUUGUAAAUUCUGCAAAAGAAUUUUUUAAUGACAAGACAAGUAACAGGUCGAGCAGGUCUCUAAAUAUAAAUAUAUUGUUUUGAUAAAAAUGUCUUAAUGUGACAUAUACUUAGCUGCUUAUUGAAUAAAAUAUUUAGCAAACUAA
Messenger RNA from Pecten maximus, 6214 nucleotides. RefSeq names its product F-box/WD repeat-containing protein 5-like. Gene Ontology annotation, molecular function: protein binding. Gene Ontology annotation, biological process: protein ubiquitination. The transcript has 8 exons. Gene Ontology annotation, cellular component: SCF ubiquitin ligase complex; Cul4-RING E3 ubiquitin ligase complex. NCBI's taxonomy places the organism in Eukaryota, Metazoa, Mollusca, Bivalvia, Pectinida, Pectinidae. The coding region runs from base 180 to 2024 and encodes 614 amino acids. The record is from RefSeq and is a predicted model, not a curated record.